Messenger RNA from Leptinotarsa decemlineata (Colorado potato beetle), 1870 nucleotides. It is a transcript of the gene Adck5, whose product is annotated as aarF domain containing kinase 5. Lineage: Eukaryota; Metazoa; Arthropoda; Insecta; Coleoptera; Chrysomelidae. The record is from RefSeq and is a predicted model, not a curated record.
UAUACUAUAAUUGACAGAAAAAAUAGGUGUUAAACUCUGAAAUACAAAAAAACGGUUAUAUUUUCUUCAAUUGCAGAAAGAUGUCUCCUCUCUUUUGCUGAUGCUGAAAGAUGUCUAGAGUUCACCUGUGGAAACACCUCACUGAAAUAAACUCCUGCUGGAAAAAUUUUAAAAAGAAUAAUGAAGAGGCGAAGAUUUUUUUCCGGUAUACAAGUUUAGGGUUGGGACUAUCUAUGAUGGCUACCUCUCAAAGCCCUCUUAAUGAUGGUGGAAAUAGUGGUAAUAUCGUGGCCAAUGUCAGCGGUGGACUUCGAUUUUUGCGAUCGGUAAAAAUUGGUCUUCAUAUAUCAGUGGACUAUUAUUUUUCGAUGUUAGGACUCGACGAAUCCUCCAGAAAUUAUAAUGCAAUGAUGAGCAGAAUACAUCAGAGAGCUGCUAAUAAUCUAUUAGAUGGAUGUUUGAAAAAUGGUGGAUGUUAUAUAAAACUAGGCCAAGGUUUAGUUUCUAUGAGUCAAAUAUUGCCAAAAGAAUACAUAUUGACUUUGAAAAGGUUGCAAGAUAAAUGUCUCACCAGGAAAGGGGGUGAAUUGAAUCAACUCUUCAAAGAGGACUUUGGGAAAGAACCACAUGAGAUAUUCAAGACUUUUAAUCCUGAACCACUAGCUGCAGCUAGUAUAGCACAGGUAUACCAAGCAACAACCAAAGAUGAUCAGAAAGUUGCUGUUAAAGUGCAGUAUAUUGAUUUACAAAAGCGCUUUCAAAGUGAUGUAAUUACUGUAAAGGCUCUACUGAAAGUUAUAGGUUUUAUGCAUCCCAAUUUCAAUUUUGCUUGGGUGAUAGGAGACUUGGAAACGACAAUGAAACAGGAACUUGAUUUCAUAAAUGAAGGGUUGAACAGCGAAAGAUGUGCACGGGACUUGAGCUGCUUCAAAUAUAUUCAUGUACCCAAAGUAUUUUGGGACUAUACCUCCUCGAGGGUGCUCGUGACAGAAUUCAUUGAUGGUUGUAAAAUUAGUGAUGUGGAAGAAUUGACAAGGAGCGGCUUUUCUCUAGUGGAUAUCAAUAAGAAGUUGUUCGAAGCUUUUGGACACCAAAUUUUUCAGACUGGGUUCGUUCAUGCUGAUCCACAUCCUGGAAAUAUAUUGAUAAGAAGAAUAAAGAGCAACACGGAGUUGGUACUAUUAGAUCAUGGUUUAUAUCAGCAAGUUUCAGAAGAGGAUCGCCUGGCUCUCAGUUAUAUGUGGAAAGCUAUUGUAUUGAAUGAUCAUAUCGCUAUGAAGAAAUAUUCCUCUAAAUUAGGAGUUGAAAAUUAUGAAUUAUUUGCCGAAAUUUUAACUCAAGCACCAUUGAAAACAAGCGGUUUCAAGCUAAGAUCAAAACUCUCUGAGAAAGACUUGCAGAUUAUGACAGACUUCGCUAAGAAUAAAUUUGAUAAUGUUAUGUGUUGUUUGCAGACGAUGCCAAGAGCACUUCUUCUAGUAAUCAGGAACCUCAACACAAUUAGAGCCAUUUCACAUGAUCAUGGAAAUCCCAUUGACAGAUACAGUGUUUUAGCACGUACCGCCACCAAAAGUAUAUACACCGAAUACAACAGUAUUACAAAUAGAAUUUUAAACUUCCCACUGCAGUUCUAUUUUGAAUUUGUUUUGAGUAUAAAGAGAAUUGGCAUGUGGUGCAGAAAGAAAACGUUGAAAAUUUUGAAUCGACUGGGCAUGGUUCCAGACGUUGAGACAGUAUUGCUCAAGGCAAAUUUGAUUUUCUGAAUCUUCAACUACCUCGUCAAUGAUAUACCUAUGUUUACAUUAUACCUCUCAUUAUAUUUGAUUGUUGAAAUGAUAUGACAUGUUUAAUAAAUGAAUGCAUAUUUUUA